AUGCUCUCACGGCCUGCAUAUUCUUUCUCUACCUCUUCCAUCACUGGGGAGCUCAAGACAGAUGCUACGCGAGGACUCGAUCAAGAUGAAGCUGCAGCGCGGCUUCUCCAAUUUGGACGGAAUGAACUCGAGAAAGUUGGUGGAGUAUAUCCGAUUAAGAUCCUGAUCCAUCAAACUGCAAACGCCAUGACCCUGGUUCUUAUCCUCGCCAUGGCGGUGAGCUUCGGAAUCGGAUCCUGGAUUGAAGGUGGUGUCAUUGCGUUUGUUAUCCUCCUGAACAUCACUGUUAGUUUUUUUCAAGAUUACAGCGCCGAAAAAACAAUGGAGUCUUUGAGGGCCCUUUGUUCUCCGACCGCAAAGGUAGUCAGGGAUGGCGAGACGAAAACAGUAGUCACAGCCGAAAUUGUACCUGGGGAUCUGGUAGAGAUGAGGAUGGGAGAUCUUUUGCCCGCCGAUGUCCGACUCCUGGAGGCUGUCAACUUUGAGGUUGAUGAGGCAUUCUUGACCGGAGAAUCUUUGCCGAUCAGAAAGGACCCGGUGGUAACCUUGGACAGUCCCGUUGGACUCGGAGAUCGUAUCAAUAUCGCAUACGGUUCGUCAAGAGUUACAAAGGGUCGAGCCACCGGAGUUGUUUUUGCCACCGGGAAAUACACUGAAGUUGGAGCAAUUGCCUCUGCCCUGCGAGACAAAUCUCGCACGCAAGCCCAGAAUGACAUCGACAAACGACGCGGUUUACUGAAAUACUUAACUUCAUGGAGCGCUUUCUUGAAGGAGCUUAUCGGGCGGUUUCUGGGUACGUCGGGUGGCACGCCACUUCAGCGGAAGCUUUCCAAGCUGGCCCUAUUUCUCUUCGUCUCUGCCAUUGUCUGCGCUAUUAUUGUGCUUGCGGUCAACAAAUUCUCCAACGAGCGAGAGGUGGUUAUCUACGCUGUCGCGACCGGGCUCAGCAUGAUCCCGGCAUCGCUGAUCGUUGUCCUUACGAUUACAAUGGCGGCCGGGACCCGAAGGAUGGUUGCUAGGAACGUUAUUGUGCGGAACUUGAGAUCGUUAGAGGCCUUGGGCGCGGUAACAAACAUCUGCUCCGAUAAGACAGGAACGCUCACACAAGGCAAAAUGACAGUCAAAAAUGUGUGGAUUCCAUCCAAAGGAGAAUACACUUUUUAUACCAGUGAAAAAUCUCAAAACGCAACCGCUGCCGAGAUUGAAUUCCGUUUGCAGCUUGCCGAGAGCCAAAAGGACGAGUCUUGCAGUUGUGGACCCGAUGCCUUGGACAUACACUGGGAGAGCUUUAUCGAAGUAGCAAGCCUUGCGAACGUUGGCCCAAUCCACCUGGGCCAAGACGGGAGAUGGAUGGCUCGAGGAGAUCCAACCGAGAUCGCCAUCCAGGUCUUCGCGGCCCGAUUCACCAGGAACCGUAUAUCUCUAACCUCCGGAGACGACGCACGAUGGAAGCAUCUCACAGAGUUCUCCUUUGACUCUGAAACCAAGCGCCUCACAGUCGUGUACCAGCACUCAGAUUCUGGUGAAAUCCACGUGUUCUCGAAAGGUGCCGUCGAAAAAAUUAUCAUGCUUUGUACGAAAAUAUAUUUGAAUGACAGUCUGCCCCCGACCUCACUAACGCCCAUGAUCCGCCAGAACAUCAUGGACACCAUGAAUGCGAUGGCUGCGCGUGGUCUCCGCGUCCUUGCCCUCGCAAGCGGCGUACAUGACGGGUCGAUCAACGAUCUUCAUCGAGCUGAUCGCGAUCAGGUCGAAACAGAUCUCAUUUUCAGAGGGCUGAUCGGCAUUUACGAUCCUCCUCGUCCUGAAUCUCUUUCGGCGGUGCGAUUAUGCCACGACGCCGGGAUAGUAGUGCAUAUGCUUACUGGGGACUUCGUUGGCACCGCCAAAGCUAUUGCUGAAGAAGUCGGUAUCCUACCAGAGCGAAUGCAUCUACUUAGCAAGGAUAAAGCGGACGCGGCCGUCAUGACAGCUGAUCGUUUCGAUGGCUUGACAGAUGCUGAAAUUGAUCGACUUCCAAUGCUACCAUUGGUGAUCGCUCGCUGCACACCAACCACCAAAGUCAGAAUGAUUAAGGCAUUGCAUCGUCGCAAGGGGUACGUGGCUAUGACUGGAGAUGGCGUGAACGACUCCCCUUCAUUGCAGUAUGCCGAUGUUGGGAUCGCGAUGGGCUCCGGCUCAGAUGUCGCGAAAGAAGCCUCCGACAUUGUACUCACGGAUGAUAACUUCGCGUCCAUUGUGAGCGCAGUUGAAGAGGGAAGACGCAUAUCCGACAACAUCCAGAGGUUCAUCCUGCACGUCCUUGCCGAGAACAUUGCACAGGCAUGCACUCUCCUCAUUGGCCUAGUUUACAGAGAUGGCAAAGGGCAUUCCGUAUUCCCAUUGUCCCCAGUUCAAAUCAUUUGGAUUAUCAUGGCGACAUCUGGCAUGCCCGACAUGGGACUUGGGUUUGAGCCAGCUGCGAAGGAUAUUUUGAAGCGCCCUCCACGUAGCCUUAAAAAGGGCAUCUUCACCGCCGAGUUCUUAAUCGACAUGAUGGUGUAUGGACUCUGGGUAUCUGCGCUCUGUCUUACUGCCUUCACCCUUCGCAUUUAUGCAUUCGGAGACGGCCAACUUGGAGAUAAUUGCAACAAUGUGUUCAGCGAAGUGUGCACCACCGUAUACCGUGCACGAGCAACAUGCUUCGCCUGUCUCACAUGGUUUGCUUUGUUUCUUGCCUGGGAACUGGUGGACUUCCGCCAAAGCUUCUUCGAACUAAAGCCAUGGAGCCAUAACACGCCAUUUUUUGUUGUUCGGGUCUGGAGAAACCAGUUUCUAUUCUGGGCAGUCAUUCUGGGAUUUUUCACGGUCUUUAUAACUUUAUACAUCCCAGUGAUCAACCACAAGAUCUUUAAGCAGAGUGAGAUAUCAUGGGAGUGGGCAAUUAUAUUUAUAGCCGGACUUUGGUUCUUCGUUGGCGUGGAGCUAUGGAAAUGGGGAAAAAGAGUCUGGUUUCGGAGGUCAACACGCAAGAACCAGCAAACUCCUAUGUAA
Messenger RNA from Cladophialophora psammophila CBS 110553, 3033 nucleotides. RefSeq names its product potassium/sodium efflux P-type ATPase, fungal-type. Gene Ontology annotation, cellular component: plasma membrane. The transcript has 7 exons. Gene Ontology annotation, biological process: calcium ion transmembrane transport; intracellular calcium ion homeostasis. Bases 1 to 3033 code for a protein of 1010 amino acids. NCBI's taxonomy places the organism in Eukaryota, Fungi, Ascomycota, Eurotiomycetes, Chaetothyriales, Herpotrichiellaceae. Gene Ontology annotation, molecular function: ATP binding; P-type calcium transporter activity; ATP hydrolysis activity. The record is from RefSeq and is a predicted model, not a curated record.